This is a messenger RNA of Gallus gallus (chicken), 3950 nucleotides long. RefSeq lists its product as uncharacterized. The transcript is spliced from 6 exons. The record is from RefSeq and is a predicted model, not a curated record. Bases 1532 to 3739 code for a protein of 735 amino acids. Gene Ontology annotation, cellular component: nucleus. Lineage: Eukaryota; Metazoa; Chordata; Aves; Galliformes; Phasianidae.
CACUGCUGGCUCAUGUCCAGCUUCUCGGCUACCAGGACCCUCAAGUCCUUCUCCACAGGGCUGCUCUCAAGGGGUUCUUUGCCCAGUCCGUAUAAACACCUGGGAUUACCCUGGCCCAAGAGCAACACCCUGCACUUGUCCUUGUUGAACCUCACUAGAUUCACACGGGCCCACUUCUCCAGCCUGUCCAGGUCCCUCUGGAUGGCUUCCCUUCCCUCCAACGUAUCGACUGCACCGCUCAGCUUGCUGUCACCCACAAAUUUGCUGAGGGUGCACUCGAUGCCAUCGAGUUCAUUUAUUAUGCGCCGUUUAUUUAAAAAAAAAUGUAUUAAAGAGUGAAUUACUAUAGUAACUGUAUUUUUAUUUAAGAGACUGUUGGCUAUCUUGCUCCACUGUGCAGAUACAGAAGCAGUGCCAAACAGUGAUACAGCUGUUGCAGUAAAAUGAAAGGUCACUCUGCAGGUGAUCUCCAGACAUACCUUCAAAACUGAGCCACUCUGUAUAUCCGAUGAAUAUAUUCUUAGUUUAUAAUAAUGCCUUUCUUGUGGCAAUAUUAAUGCUUGGUAGGAAACUAACCACAUACACCGUCAAGCCUUACACAGCCAAACUCUUUCAGUCAGUUUCCUAUCACUCAUCUCUGUAUCAAUGCUGUAUCCUUCUGUUUGUUAUUUUCAUUUGUUUACUAGCAGACAAAAAGUGUUUGAUUGUUAUGAAUUACUGAAUUUAAAAUGAGAUGAAAAGAGUGUCCAAUGUGAAUAAAAUAGAAAAAAUAGCAUAGCUCCAUAAAUAUCGAAGAUCUAAAAAUAGAAAUAAAAAAUUUUAUCUCGGUAAGAAAUCAAUAAAAAGAAAAUAAAAAAAAAAUAUGAUAGCACCAGACGAUGUAAAGCAAUUCAAGGAAAUUCUAAGAUCAUUACAUCACAGAGUAAUAGAAUAUUGUUGCCGGCAGGUCGAGGGAGGCAAACCUUCCUGCCCGCUCCAUGGCCAGCAGCAGGCACCUCACUGCACUGCCUGCAACAGCCGCCAUCUUGCUUGGGUGCCGAGGGCCCACGCCCUCACCCCUCUGUGUGGUAGUGACUACCUCACAGAGCGUGUCGCAAAGCGGCCAUUGUGACAUAAGCAGCCAGGAGCAGGUUAGGCCAGGCCAAGCUCAGACCGUGGGUCAGUGCGACCUGGUGAGGUGAGGAGAGAGGGCAGGGAGCCAGGGGCUGCCUGGGGCUGCUCAGUGAGGAGGGGUCCCCACGCCCUGGGGGCCUGAGCUGCUAACUCAACUCUCGUCCUGCUUCUCCCUCAGAGUCGGCAGAGGAGAGUGUGCAGGAGAAAGCCCAGCGCUGACUGGGCAGGGACUCCAAGCGCUCAGCGUCGACGUGUACCAUGUCCAAAAGGAAGGAGAAGACCUCCCACUCGGAGGAGCAAGGUGAGAGCAAAGUAUCCCUGCGUGCAGCUCCCUGCCGGGCAGAGGGGUACUGCGGGGUCUGCCUGUGUCUGAGAGGGGAGGCGGGGGCAGGCAGGGGCUCCCCAGACACUGCUGGGCAUGGCCCCUCUGCUCCUCAGCCAGCUUGGCCUGCGCGUGCCUGCCGUGACUGUUGGGCCUACCGUGGCCCUUGUCCCCCUCGCAUCUUCCAGCCCUGCCCCUCAUCCAGCAUGGCAGGCACAGUGCAGGCCCCAGGCAACAGUCCUCGGGGACACUCGGUACUCACUGCUGCUUCUAUCGGCUCUCUCCUCUUCAGUAUGCAUGCUGUGUCGCCGAGCAGACGUUCACCCGGACAUCUGCGGGCCCACCCUCAGCGAGAGCGGGCUUUGCGUCCACAAGUUUUGCUUGUUUUUUGCCAACGGCCUGUAUGAACACACUGCCCUCCAGAGGGCAGUUCUCAAGUUCCCCCUUGAUGCCAUCAGAUGCACAAUCGAGGAGGCAGAGCAGAAGCACUGCUUCGUUUGUGGAGAGAAGGGGGCCUCCAUCUGCUGCGCAGAGACAGGCUGUGAGCGUAGCUUUCAUCUGCCCUGUGCCACGGAUGGCGAAUGCGUCACGCACUUCUUUGGGAGGCACAGGUCCUUCUGCUGUGAGCACCGCCCUCAGCAGAUAGUGGAGGCAGAUCCAGAGCCUGACACAGCCUGCAUCAUCUGCCUGGAGCCCGUGGGGGACAAAAAGUCCUACCACACCAUGGUGUGCCCAGUGUGCAUACAGGCCUGGUUCCACCGGAGCUGCAUCCAGGUAGGAGCCCUCCCCUUGCUCUGCAGUCACCGCAGGUGCUCAGCGGCACCAGGCCCCGCUCACACUCUGGCUGCUUGUGUGUUACUGCCGCAGGGACAGGCCAUGAGCGCUGGCAUUCUGCGCUUCCAAUGUCCCGUCUGCAGAGACAGGAUGCAGUUCCGGACGCAAAUGCACAUCCUCGGGAUCCAAAUCCCAGCCAGAAGACCAACAUGGGAGGACAAGGAGUCCUAUGAAAAGCUGUACGAGAUGCACGGGCUCUGUGAUGUCAGCGAGUGCCUGUACACAGAAGGCAGGGAGCAAGCAGAGGAAGAGGGGCCCUGGGAGCUGCUCGUUUGCACCUCUUGUGCUGUGCAAGGCACCCACCGGCACUGCUCCUCCUUGAGCGAGAGCAUAACAAGCUGGGAGUGUGACAUCUGUGCUGGCGUGGGCACAGGUAAGAGGCAAACAGCCGUGUACUGCUGGCUUGGGGCCAGGCAAGGCCUGGCAGCGGGUCCUCAGAGCGGCUUUGCCAGAGUUCCUCUGCCCCUGGACGGAUGGGAACCUCGCCCACCAUGGGGCUGCCGGGUCAUCCGGCUGACCUUCCUGCCUCUCCUUACAGCCUCCAGUGACGAGCCGCAGCUUGCUGGUCCCAGCACUGCCAGCCAGGAGGCAGAGGGGCCAUCUCCUAGCUCCCCAGAACCUGGCAACCACAGAUCCGACUCCACUAGCAAGGCAGCAUCGGAGUCACCCUGUGGUUCUCAGCUGCCUAAGCGCAGCAGCCUGUCCAGCCAGCCCAGGACAGGACAGAGCAAGAGCCGCGGACAUACAUCUAAGCAGCACCAAGGACACCAAGGGAGCAGCCCUACACCAGCUCCAGGUGCUGAGAGCAGCCCCCGCGGAUCCACCAGCAAGCGGGAAGUGGGGUCCUCCAGAAAUUGCCCAGCGGCUGAACGCAGAAGGCAAUCCGGGCAGCAGGACACAGGCCGGACAAGAAGCCGCUCUCCGCUGAAGGAUCGUGCCUCCAAUUCCCCGAGCCAGCUCAGAAGAAAUCCUGGCAGCAGACGUAGUGCAGCCUCAGCUACUGUGAGCGGCAGACGUACUGCGGCCUCAGCUACUGCCAGCGGCAGACGUACUCCAGCCCCAGGUGCUGAGAGCAGCACGCACACCUCUGGCAGCCGGAGGGCAUCCAGGAAUUCCCCAGGGGCUGGAAGCAUAAGAUGCCACAAAGAGCAAGGCACAAGCCGGAGACAGAGCCAAUCCUCCCUCCAAGGUCCGGCAUCAAAUUCCUCGAGCCAGCCCCGAGGACGCCGUGGCAGCAGGCUUAGUGCUGAGAGCGGCUCCCAGAGCUCUGGCAGACAGGUGACAUCCAGGUCCUCCAGGGAUUCCGCGCUGCCUGAACACAGAAGGCAUUCCCAGAACCAGGAACGAAGCCGUUCCCCGCGGGAUCGUCGGGCUUCCAAUUCCCCAAGACAGUCUGGAGGAAGCCAGAGCCGCAGUCCCAGGCAGCGGCGGCCAUCUCAGGCACGACGCCACUCCCAGAACCAGCCCUGAAGACACCGCAGGAGCAGCCAUGUACCACAGCCACGUGACGGCUCCUGUCCCCAGCAGCCAACCCAAUAGACUUGUCACGGACUUCUCUCUAGAUCCGCGUCCGUGACAGGGGGCAGCAGGCCUGGGAAAAAAGACAAAAAAUACAGAGAGACAGAGGGAAGAAAGAAAAGUGUUAACGGAUUACGGGCCGGUCCGGCGCAGCCCCGUGACU